GUAUCAAUAAAAUGGCUAACAUUAUGUUAUGUUGUAUUGUCUUGUGUCUUGCCCUUUGUUCUGGUGUAAUGGCACACCCUCCCUCUAAAGGUGUCAAAGGUGCAUAUUACCCUUCAUGGGCAUUUUCAACUUUCCCACCAUCAUCCAUAGACACAUCUUUGUUCACUCACAUCUACUAUGCAUUCCUUGUACCAAACAACACAACAUUUAAAUUCGAUAUUGACGAUGAAACCUCCACUCUCCUCUUCAACUUCACCUCCACCCUCCGGUCCAAAAGACCGUCUGUCAAGACACUAUUUUCGGUUGGGGGAGGAGGUGAAGGACCGGCUAGGUUCUCGCGUAUGGCAUCAACAUCUGCCUCUCGUUUGUCUUUUAUAAAAUCUAGCAUAGAGGUAGCUAGAAAAUAUAAAUUUGAUGGAUUUGAUCUUGACUGGGAAUUCCCUCAGAACAAUAAGGACAUGGAGAAUUUCGCGAUUUUAGUAAACGAAUGGAGGGUUGAGGUUAAAAAAGAAUCUUUGGCUACAAAAAGGCCACAACUUUUGAUCACAGCAGCUGUUUACUUCUCUGUUGACUUCUUCCUAUGGGGUGAAUUUAGAUCAUAUCCUGUGCCUUCAAUUAACAAGAACUUGGAUUGGAUCAACUUAAUGUUCUACGAUUAUCGUGGAUCAUGGGACACGUCUGCCACUGGUGCACAAGCAGCAUUAUUUGACACGAAAAGUAAUGUUAGUACAAGUUAUGGACUAAGUACUUGGAUCAAAGCAGGGGCCUUAAGAAGCAAAUUGAUUAUGGGAUUGCCACUUUAUGGUAGGACAUGGAAAUUGAAAGAUCCAAAUGUUGAUGGAAUUGGUGCACCAGCAGUUGGUGUUGGUCCUGGUGAUGAAGGGACAUUAACUUAUAGGGAAAUUGAGAAAUUCAAUGAGGAAAAUAAUGCUAAAGUUGUAUAUGAUUCUGCUACUGUUUCUGCUUAUUCUGUGGCUGGAACUUCUUGGAUUGGCUUUGAUGACACUAACUCUGUUGCAAGGAAGUUACACUAUGCUCAAUCACAAAGACUUAGAGGCUACUUUUUUUGGGCUGUUGCUGGUGAUAAAGAUUGGAAAAUCUCAAGAACAGCUAAGCAAUCAUGGAUUAUUUCCUAAGAGAUGAAGGGG
Solanum verrucosum is the source of this 1148-nucleotide messenger RNA. Its product is annotated as nod factor hydrolase protein 1-like. Gene Ontology annotation, cellular component: extracellular region. The transcript is spliced from 2 exons. The coding region runs from base 12 to 1136 and encodes 374 amino acids. Gene Ontology annotation, molecular function: chitinase activity; chitin binding. The record is from RefSeq and is a predicted model, not a curated record. Lineage: Eukaryota; Viridiplantae; Streptophyta; Magnoliopsida; Solanales; Solanaceae. Gene Ontology annotation, biological process: chitin catabolic process; carbohydrate metabolic process.